UUAUCGUCAAUUGUCAUAUUGAUUGUUAAUUUAAAAUAUAAUUUAUAAAAUAAUUGAAUAUGAGCAAAAUAUGGAAAUGUAUCUGAGUUUAGUUGUGAUUUUUAUAAUCUAUUGUAUCUUAUUAUUUUUUGACAUGUUUUUUAAAACUUGUGCACAUUAUCCAUACAUUCGAUUUUUGGACGGAACAGGAUUUAAAAUUAAACCACUACAAAUUGACUGGACUACUAAAGCUUUCAACAGGCUUUUAAUUAGAUUUGGCAACAAACAUCCAUGGUUUUGGGAAGUUUGGUUUACAUUAGGGUUGUAUGUGAGCUUGGUCCUCCUUCCUAUUUCAACUUAUUAUCUAUUCACUUCAUUCUUUCAAAAUUUUAGUUCUUCGGUUUCAAGUAAUGUUAUAACAAUAGAGCCAAUUGUUCCUGGAAUUAAUUUACCAUUAUCUGAGCUGGGUUAUUACAGUUUCAGUCUAGUUUUGUGUAGUAUAGUUCAUGAGGCAGGCCAUGCCUUGGCUGCAGUAAGGGAAAAUGUAAAUUUAGAAUGUGUGGGAAUUAAUAUAAUCUUUAUACUGCCAAUUGCAUAUGUAAUACUAGGAACAGAAAAAUUAUUCUCUUUAAAAAAUAAUAAGAUUUUAAAAAUAUUAUGUGCAGGGGUGUGGCACAAUAUUGUGUUAAGUUUGGUAGCUUAUUCAUUAUAUUUGUUACUGCCACAUUUAUUUUCAUUUGUUUACCAUGUUAAUCAGGGGGUGACUGUAACUCAAAUUUCAAAGUUUUCGCCUUUACUUGGACCUCGAGGCCUUAAAGUCGGUGAUGCAAUAACUAAAAUUAAUGAUUGUGAAGUUUAUAAUGAAGAAAGUUGGGUCAAUUGCAUUAAAUCAAUACACACUCGAAAAUCUGGUUUUUGUGUACAUACCGAUAUCGUUCAUGAUUUAGAUGAAAGUAUACCUUUAAAACACCUUGACAAUGGAUACUUGGAUUGUUGUAAACCAGAUAAACAAAAUUUCUGUUUUGAAAAUGUGGAUAGUGUUUCUUCAGAUGGUAUUUUAAAGAUGCCUAGCCAUGUAUGUUUGCCAGCACGAACAAUUGUGGAGAAAACUGUCCAUUUUUGUUCAUUUGAGCCACAUGAGUGCCCUGACGACUUAUUCUGUUUUAGACCACUAAUAGAAAAUUAUACAAAUUUGUUUAAAAUUGUAAAGAGCGAUAAUUCAAAUGUUAUAUAUUCUGGGCCUGUAUUAGAUGUAUAUAGAACAGUUGAUAUUUCUCCAUUUAUAAUAAACCUCAUAUUUAAUACUACUUUCAUAGCAGAUGUUACUAUGAAAGUUUUGAAAUAUAUAACUAUAUUUUCUUUGGGUUUAGCAAUUAUCAAUGUAAUACCUUGUUGGUUUAUGGAUGGUCAAUACAUUAUAAAUAUUCUAGGGAGUAUUGGUUUAUUAAAUAGUCUAGGCAAGAAGAAAACACAAUUGUCUGUAUUUUUAAUAACUACUUUAUUUACAUUUGUAUUAAUCUUUCAUUGUUUAUUUAAUUUAUGGAAAAUGUUAGCUUCAUGAAAACAAUGUUUGACAUAUUUGUAUAAAUAAAUUUUAAAGAGUUAAUUAAUUAA
This is a messenger RNA of Aethina tumida (small hive beetle), 1593 nucleotides long. RefSeq names its product membrane-bound transcription factor site-2 protease (gene S2P). The transcript has 2 exons. Gene Ontology annotation, biological process: membrane protein intracellular domain proteolysis; regulation of response to endoplasmic reticulum stress. NCBI's taxonomy places the organism in Eukaryota, Metazoa, Arthropoda, Insecta, Coleoptera, Nitidulidae. Gene Ontology annotation, molecular function: metalloendopeptidase activity; protein binding. The record is from RefSeq and is a predicted model, not a curated record. The coding region runs from base 71 to 1540 and encodes 489 amino acids. Gene Ontology annotation, cellular component: membrane; cytoplasm.